AAUGGAGCGGGGAAUUCUCACAUUGUCAAAAAAAAGCAAAAUAUUGCGCGAUUAGGUGUGGGAAGAUUUUCCUAAUUAUCUUCCCUCUUUCGUGAUUUUCCUUUGCAUGUGUUUUGUUGAAAAAACUCCUGGCCGGAUGAUGGGAUCGUAGGGUAUUGCUGGAGUUGAGAUUAUCAGAUUUCUCCAUCGUGACGAAAUGUACUUCACACUCCAUCACGAUGGUGGUACACCAAUACGGGUGGAAUCCAGUACGGGUAGGGAGUAUGCUGUGCGUCUCUGUGCCAUCCGGAAUCGCGUGUGUAUCCUCACAUCACGCCAGGAGCUCCUCUGUGGGGAUCUUGAGGUGGACACAAGUCGCCUCAAUUGUCGCCUUAUCCGGGGGAAUGUUGUGGAUGUGGACAGCGAUGGGAGUGACAUUUACGUCGUUGACACAAAUGGGAUUGUGUGGAGUAGCAAAUGGUGUGGCAUGGAGGCGAAAGAGGACAUGACAUGGCAUGAAAUUCCCAUCCCAAAUCCCCGUACCUGCCCCCAUGGGAUGCGCAAUGUCAACGAGAGUAUUCGUGUUGUUGCUGUGAGCUGCAAUCACGACGGUGUCCUCUUUACAACGCGCAAUCGGGAAUUGUUUGCAAUGGGAGACUUUGGGGAGAUUGCUCAGAGUGACAUUCCCAUCCUCGUUGAGUGCUUUCGUGGCCUGAAGAUUCUCCAAGUGUCCACAGGAGAGAAUUUUGCCGUUGUCCUCACCCAUAAACGUCUCCAGCGUGAACGGCAGGAUAAUGGGAGUGAGGCAAGUGAUGCCAGCAAUGGGUUCCUCUGCAUUGACUGCCCAAAAUGCGUUCCGGAUGUCAAUCAUCACCUUGCUGUGCACUCAAAGGUGACCUGCGGGGUGAGUAAGAGCACCACUGAGACAUCAAUGGCAUCCAGUCCAUGCCUUUCGGAUACCUUUGAUGCUGCCACGAUGGAUGAUCCCCACAGUGCCUGUGCCGAGGAGAUGUCAACAACAAAGACUUCUGUGGGACAUUUGAAGAUUCACAAAGAUGCUGCGAUAAAUUUCCUGCUGGAUCUCUCACUCUCCAGCGAGGAUUAUCUCAUUGAGGCGGGGAAACAGACAAAAUUGCUCAAGGAGAACGUUACAAAUAUCACAACGAUGGUGUAUGAGGGUGUGAGGACACUUUCGCGUCAUAUGAGUGGAUCAGAUAACAACGAUACCGUUGUGGAGGAAGCCACAGCUGGUGCUGUCAAUGGGGAUGUCAGCCUCUCGGAGACAUCAAGCAUUGACAUGGGAAGCACUGUGGACCUCCCAUCGGAGUCCGGAAUGGAGGGAAGAAUGGCAAAACUUGCCCGCCUCGGUGGAGCACUUCUUGCCACGGAAGUUUGGUGCUUCGGUAGCGUCAAUCGCGGGCAACUUGGCACAGGAGAUCAUAUCAAGAGAGCGCGCAUUAAUGCUGUCCUCGGGCUUGGAGGACAAGGUGUUGUGCGUGUGGACAGUGGGAAGGAGCACAGUAUGGCCCUAACACUCGAUGGUCGUCUCUACCUCUGGGGCAAUAAUGCCCACAGACAAAUCUCCCACGAAGAUACGGAAGAUUUUAGCUUCCCGCGACGCUUUCAACUUGCACACGAUGGGAAUGUCCUGGGAGCUGCCUGUGGAACUCAACAUUCUGCCAUUGUCAUGAAUGACCUCACGGUGCACGAGCAGAGUGACCAGCAGGAGAAUAAUCGAACUUCCGGAGUGUCUCCAUUUGCAACAGCUCGUGAAAUUGUCGAACGGGAACCCCCAAUGGGUACACUACAGCCCGUCUUGGCGUCCGGUAGCUUCACCCUAUUCAAUCACAUUGUCUUCGGGGCCAUUGCAAAGCAUCUCACGGCUGAACAGAAAUUCCUCCAGGAUGCCCUUGUAGCGUACAAUUGUACCCUAAAGCCAUUCCUCAAGCGUAUCAGUGGUGUGGCCUACAGUGAGAUUUUUGAUGCCCUCUGCCAGAAUUAUCUCACCAUCAUCCACGUGGCGGCGCUCAAUGUGAAAAGCUUGCUUGAAUUUGGACACAGACGCAUCACAUGUACAGAUAUUGUGGUCAUUAAUAAUUGCCAAGAGAUGAUUACCCUCUAUCGUGGCUACACGAAGCGCUUUUGUGACGUAAUGUGCAUCCGUGGAUACCCCACAAUUGAGAUGUUCACCGAGAAAUCCUCCAAGGAAGUCCACAAAAUCUUCUUCAGACCCUUCCGACGGAUUUGGGCAUUUAUCGACAUGAUCUAUGACCUUGUAGCCCUUGAGGAGAUUGAAGCAAAUCGCGAACUCCUCGAUGAGCGACGUACACAAUGGGAGAAGUUUUCAAAUGAAAAAGACCUGGCCAUUGAGGAAGCCGAGAGGACCCUCCGUUUCUGGGAGCUCAACCACAAGACACCCCUUGCGAAGCUUCAAUCCCCCGACCGGCGACUCAUCCUGGACUCAAAAGAGCUCAGCUUGAAACGUAGUCAAAGUGCACGCUUCGCCAAUCAAUGGUUUAUCCUCUUCUCGGACUCUCUGUGCUCCAUGUCGGGGCAUCUUACCAUCUUCCCCUUGAGAACAAUGUGGAUCACCUCAAUUACUGAUGGGGAAACGCGUAAAUUUGCCCUGAAGGUCAUCACCCCAGAGGAAACUCUCAUUCUCUGUGCUCAGAAUCAUGAGGAUAAAAUUAUGUGGCUCGAUGGGAUUGUGGGGAGUAUCAAAAAUUGCCUGGGAAGAGUAUCGGAUACAAAGGUGCCACAGUAUCGGAAUGCUAGCUACCAGUUCAGUGAGAAACAUCCCAAAUUCCCGGGGGCUAAAUACUUCGGUCGAUGGCAUUUGGGGCAGAUGCACGGGAUUGGGCAUUUGGAAAUGUCCGAUGGGAGGGUUUACAAUGGGCAGAUGAAUGGUGGAGAAAUUCACGGCUAUGGGAGGAUGUUUACGCCAAAUGUGGGCAUCUACGAGGGAGAUUUUGAGCAUGGAAAAUACAAUGGGUACGGUGUCCUUGAGCAUCACAAUAAGGCCACGUACGAAGGGAAUUUCCGUGAUGGGCUCUACUGUGGCCAUGGGACACUCAUUGGCGAGCAAUUUACGUACGUUGGUGAGUUCAGCAAUGGCUCCCGGCAUGGCUACGGGGUGCUCGAUGACAAUAUAACGGGUGACAAGUACAUGGGGAUGUUUGUUGAGGGCAAAAAAGCCGGUCUGGGCGUUUGUGUCACCAUGUGUGGGGAUUACUUUGAGGGGAACUUCGUGAAUGAUGUGUUAUCAGGUGAAGGAAUAGCGAGUUUCGAGAAUAGUUCCUACUACGAAGGUGAAAUGACCAUCAAUGGACCAACGGGACGUGGAUGCUUCUAUGUGGGGAAUCGUGAACGAAGAAAUAGCACCGAAUGCCCCAUUGAUAGCAAUGGUGAUGUCCAGGAGAUUGAAGGAACAAUCUUAAUGGGAAAUUUAUCGGGAACGUGGCAAGAUGUAAAAAUUUCCAAUGGUACCCUUUCGAUGCAUCAAACAUUCCGGAAAUACUCACAAAAUCUCGGAAGGUACACCAUUGAGAAUGAUAAGAAGUGGAAGAGUUUAUUUGAUGAUUGGCACAUGCAGCUUUUUGGGCAGGAGCGUCAGAAUUUGGAGAAUAAGCAAAUUUGGGGGAGGAUUGCGUGCUACAUUACAAAUUCCAAAGCAAAGGAUAAACUCAAAUCCGAAGGAUUUAUCACAAAGAAUGCAUAUUUCUACCGUAAGACUGAUCUAAGUGGAAGUUUAGAUAAGUUAUCGUUGAAAAGUGCUACAGGAUCUCUGGGAAAGUCCUCCGCCAUGGGGAAAGUGGGUCCACUGGAUUUGGGGGAUGUUUUCCAUCCACUCACCAGCAGUCCACACCUCAAGGGGGCUACGUCUACAAUAAUGGAUCUGGGGGCAUUUAGUCAGAAGCUCGAGGAGAAAUUUGACGGACAUGAGGGGGGAAAUCGAAGCUUCUCACCGUCCGAAAGUGGAUCAUCGGUGCGUGGGAAGAAUCCCACAUUGGAUUACAUUCCAAAUUUUGGCAUAACAAAGUGCGAUCAGGAAGACUUGGAGGCAAUUCAGGAGUACCUACGCGAAGCAUUUCGGGAUCUCAAUCAUCCCCUGGGGGUGCUCAAUUCCAAAAUAAGUCAUUGCUUCUACUCCUCGUACGGAUGUUGGAAAUUCAAACCAACAGCCAUCCUCCAUCGACAUGCCAUGCAAGAAUGGGAAUCAAUCUGCAGGCGUAUCUUCAGUAUUGUGUGUCGAAUGUUUCCCGCAAUCGUGGGCACAUCCUUCCGGAAGCUACUCUACCCAAUUCUCCUAUCAGAGGGCAUCUAUUCCCUCCUCUUUGUCUUGUAUGCCAGUAAGUGUAGUCAUCGAGAUGAAAUCUACAGACAACGAAUGAUUGGGUGCGACAGGAAGACAGAUCAGGAGUUGGCCGUCUUCUUGCGAGUUGAUGCGGAAUUGAUGCCAAUGAUAAAAUGCAGCUACUUUGAUGAUGCAAUUGGAUGCUUGAAGCAGGUCAAGGACAAAUACUGCCCAAUGGAAAUGGUCAUUCUCAUUGAGAAAACCUUCCAACUGUUGGAGGAUGCAAAGAAUGAAUCUGUGGGUGCGCAACAUACCCUAAAUGCCGACAAUACCAUCCCCCUUGUACUCUUCCUCGUUCUUCGCGCCAACAUUCAGCAUCUUGGCGCUGAAAUUGCCCUCCUGGAGGAUCUUCUUGGUACGGAUUUUGAGGCACUAAUGCUCGGCUAUACGGGAUACUGCGUAACCACCCUCAAAGCGGCCUAUCAGCACAUUCUAAGUGAUAAAUUCUACCAAAAUUGACACAAAAUGAAACGAAGGCAGAAAAAGAACUUCUCUGUGCAAUCACAGCUUAUCAUAGUGAUAAAAAAAUAUGUAUAUAAAAAUUACAAAAUAUUGUUGAACUAUCAAAGUGUAAAAAGAGUCUAAAAAAAAUUGUUGAGUUGUAUGAAAAGAUUAAAAGAAACUGUGAAAAACUA
Messenger RNA from Lutzomyia longipalpis, 4968 nucleotides. RefSeq names its product alsin homolog (gene Als2). The record is from RefSeq and is a predicted model, not a curated record. The coding region runs from base 197 to 4792 and encodes 1531 amino acids. NCBI's taxonomy places the organism in Eukaryota, Metazoa, Arthropoda, Insecta, Diptera, Psychodidae. The transcript has 5 exons.